Messenger RNA from Penicillium atrosanguineum, 3429 nucleotides. RefSeq lists its product as uncharacterized. Gene Ontology annotation, biological process: lipid metabolic process. The record is from RefSeq and is a predicted model, not a curated record. Bases 1 to 3429 code for a protein of 1142 amino acids. The transcript has 2 exons. NCBI's taxonomy places the organism in Eukaryota, Fungi, Ascomycota, Eurotiomycetes, Eurotiales, Aspergillaceae.
AUGUUUGCUAAACUCGACCCUGAUCCUAAUCCUAAUCCGGAUCCUGAUCCUGAAACAAAGGAGGACAAGCAGAUUGGCAGUCAUGUCCCCGCGACGUCAGGCACAACUCUCCUCCCGCGUCCAGUAGCAUCCUUGGUAUCGCUGCUGACCCAAUCGACCUCCUUGUCGUUGCGCGUGGGGACUUUUUUUGGUGGGGUUGCCCUAGAUGGAGCGCGCGCGACUACUCUGACGGGGUUCGAACUGGGCCGAGCAGUCAUCGAGGGGAUAUUGACUCGAGCGGGCAGGGAUGUCGCGAUCCGAAGCGGUGAUGAACAUGGCAGGAUAGAAGCCGAAUCGCUGCUUGAGCGAAGUUUGGCGACUUUGCAUACUACUGUGACCUCGGCAUCCUUUUUCGCCGCGGCCACUUUCCAUAUCUCAUCUGCGACGUUGGCAUCGGUUUCCAAUUUCUCACAGGCCCUCUUGUCCACUCUGGAUGCGAUCUUGGGCUCUACGGAAUCGUCGAGAGCCAUCGCAGCCAUUAUCACUCUAAUACGUCGCGAGUUCAGGUCCGUGGAUACUGGGGCCAGCAACGAGAAUAUUGGUGUCGGAGACCUGCUACUCGGCUCUGUAGGGUUUGCACUUCUGCAGCGGUGGGGCAAAAGAAAUACUGAAAGAAGUCUUCGAGAGAACGGCGGAGAUGAAGUGGUCUGGGAUACUGUUAUCUUGGAUAGCGGCGCCCGGGCAGAUGUUGUCGGGACGCAUCAAGUCCAUUUCCCUGGUGGAAACGGCGAUGCAGUAGCAGAUCCUGAAAGUGCUUCGUUUGUUAUGCCUGGGAAAGGGGAAGAAUCCUUUGAUGCCGUGCAGCGACGAUCUAGCAUUGCUCAGACAUUCAGUGGAUCUCGUUUGUCGCUUCCUCUGGAUGAGCAACAGCAGGUAUCGGAUGAAGAUGUCCGCGCCUAUAUUAUGAGCCAACUGCCCCAAGGUUGUCACGCUUCCAUCAAAUCAGAACUAUUGACGGCUCGCACCAUUACGGUAGACAUCUUUGACGAUGAUAUGGCCGAUAUAGCUGCUCCUCCUGGAACUACGAUGGUAGAAGAACGACACCAUCAUGACCAUGAAUAUGCAAAUGCCAGUGCCGGCGCCCCAGAUUAUCAACGUUUGCCAAGGCAUACAGUGGUAUUCCGCACGGCCUUCAAUAAAUCGCAAAGCACCCAGAUGCGGCCUCACGACGUGCCAGUUGGCUCAAGCCCAGUCCACACAGAGCAUCUACAACGGCAUUUACCUCGAGCGCCACAAUCUCCGCCAAAAAAGCGUAGAAGCCAAGACCGGGAUAAUUCACAGUCGGAUACUGCAAGUGAUGUCACGAUCAAGGAUGUUGGUAUUUCUAGUCCCGAGCCUAGAGAUGAUACUGGCCAAAAGCAGCCGUUCGGAAGGAACUCAUUCACAAAGUUCACCCAGCGAGUGAAAUCAAGUGGCUCGGAGAAGAGUGACGAUACCAAGCGUCCAGCGCUGAAGAAACCUACUAUCAGAGUGCCGGCUUCGUUAACUAAUGGCACACGUCCACCCGUCAAACCCACCAAAGGAACGGCCUCUGUGAAAGAUGCCACAGCGCGAGAAGUCUUCAGCAAGCCAGAUCCCAAGAGACGGCCCCAAACACCCGAUUACAGGCCAACCACUCCAGCUCCUAACAGGGGACUACGAAGAUCGCCUUAUCCUACAUCGCCCCAGUCUCCACGCUCCCACGCCAAGCACAUUCCUCGUGAUGUCUCGGAUCGAACGACCUCCAUGUCAGGACACUUCGCGGUGCGCGAAAAGAGCCACGAGUCUCUCCUAACCCACACCGAUUCCUUCUCGCGCCGUGCUGGUGACCUACGCCCCGGAUCGCCUGCAGCCGCUCGAACUCAUGUUCGUAGCACCAGCUCUUUGUCCGUGUCAAGGUCCGAAGCAGACGGUACUAUCUCUGCAAAUGACCACCGUCCCAGCUCAUCGGCUUUGCUUAGGAGAUCUCAAUCGCAUACUCCAAGCAUGUAUUCCGUUGCCACUGCCGGCUCCGAGACAUCUCUUCUACUGGCACAUCGGCCGCGCAAAAGUACAUACGAAGAUACGGCGACAAUCCAAGCUCUCAAUCGUGACGGCCUCGUGCCUGGUAUCUUCCCCGAGAGGCAUUUUGUCCAAAAUGUUCGCCGGUUCUGCCGUUUCUCUUCCGCAUCAUAUGGCUCCAGUGCUCUUAAAGUCAUGGGUGUGCCCCGAGGUACAAAGAAUCUUCCUCCCAUCACCUCAGACAGCCAUGAGCACCAUGCAUUCUCCGACCACGCAGGCCUCCCUUCUUCGACAAUCCUCCUGUCAUCCUUCGUCGACCCAGCCGGAGGCUCCAAUGCUGCCGGUGAAACCGAAAGUGGCUUUCCGCUCGUGCACUAUCUAUCAAUCGACCACGAAUCAAAAGCCGUUGUCCUAACCCUUCGCGGAACCUGGGGGUUUGAAGACAUCCUCACAGAUAUGACCUGCGACUACGACGACCUAGAAUGGCAAGGCAGGAACUGGAAAGUGCACAAAGGCAUGCACGCCUCCGCCAAACGCCUCCUGGAAGGCGGCGGUGGCCGAGUAAUGAUCACCCUCCGCGCAGCCCUCGAAGAAUUUACAGACUACGGCGUCGUGCUAUGCGGUCACUCCCUAGGCGGCGGCGUAGCAGCCCUCCUAGCAACAAUGAUCGCCGAACCAAACAACUCCCUUCACGGCACAUCCUUCGUUACAGCAUCCUACAAUCCCCGUCGUCUCUUAACAGUAGACAGCGAUACAAGCAUCAAAGCUAAACCAGCGCAAUCCUACGACCUUCCAACAGGCCGCCCGAUACACGUCUACGCUUACGGUCCUCCAGCCGUCAUGUCCCCGUUCCUCCGCCUCGCAACCCGCGGCCUAAUAACAACAGUCGUCAACGGCUCCGACAUCGUCCCCUCCCUAUCCCUCGGCAUUCUGCACGAUAUGCACACAGCCUCGUUGUCCUUUAAAUCCGACAUCUCAGGCGCAAAAUCACACAUUCGCGCCCGUCUCCACGAGCGGCUCCGUCAAUCCAUCAUCCACAAAUUCUACGUCAACCAACCUCCCCUAGUCAUAAACGCCGGCGAUGGCGUAGGCGAAGAUGCAUGGGCGUGGAAGACGCUCCGUAUGCUACGUGACGAGAUGCGGGCACCGAAAUUAAUGCCUCCCGGUGAGGUUUUUGUCGUUGAGACGAUGCGCGUGUUGCAGAGGGAGGCGUUUACGGCGCCAGAGUUUGCGAAGGAUAGUUAUCCAAGGCUUGGGAGGCCAGCUACGAGAGUUCAGAUGAGGUUUAUUAAGGACGUUGAUGCUUGGUUUGGAGAGUUGAAGUUUGCGAGUGGAAUGUUGAGUGAUCAUAAUCCAGCGAGAUAUGAGACUAGUUUGGCGGCGUUGGCGAGGGGGGUCCUGGAUGAGUAG